AUGACAGACACCGCUCCUGCACAACAUACUUUCAAGCGGAACGGUCAUAUCAAUUACUUCCUGAGAUGCUUGAAAGCUCUACCCACCGCAGCACAAAGCAGCGAUUCCAACAGAAUAACAGCUGCUUUCUUCUGCAUUUCAGCACUUGAUCUGCUUGGUGCAUUGUAUGAUAAAACAAGUGAAGAGCAGAGAACGGGUUGGAUAGACUGGAUAUGGUCUUUGCAAGCCCCUAUUGGUGGCUUUAGAGGGUCAACAUACAUGACAACAAAUAACGAUAGAACAUCUCCUGCACAUUUACCUUCGACAUAUACGGCUCUUCUCACUUUGGCGAUCUUGCGCGCACCUCUGGAUCAACUCAAUAUACCUGGUUUGAUCUCAUUCCUGAAAUCUUGUCAAGCCGAAGAUGGAUCGUUUUCUCCUAUACCAGGAGAUAAUGUUUAUCCCAAUGAGGGAUUCCAAAGUGACGUUCGAAUGGUCUACUGUGCAAGUGUGAUAUCUGAUAUCAUAGCUGAUGUCUCUGGUAUCAACAUGGAUCGAUCAAAGGUAUUUGUGCAUAGCUGCAAGACAUGGGAAGGAGCAUAUGCAUCAAGACCUGGACUUAUAGAGGCUCAAGGGGGCACAACGUACUGUUCUAUAGCAACAUUGUCUGUUUUGGAGAAAUCAAAAUCAUUUAUAGGGGUCAAAGAGACACUACGUUGGUUGAUCUCACGUCAAAUUGGAGGAUUCCAAGGUAGACCAGGUAAAUUACAAGAUGUUUGUUAUUCAUUUUGGUGCGGUGGUGCUAUCUCAAUACUGGGUUAUACCAAUCUGAUUGAUCGAGAUGCCGACAAAUCGUUCUUGCUAUCAGCACAAUUCCCAUUAGGUGGAUUUGGCAAAGAACCUGAGGACUAUCCAGAUCCUUUUCACUCGUAUCUCGCUCUCGCAGCUCUUUCUUUAAACCAUUCGAAUUCUAAAGAGGCAGGAUUAGGAUUGAAGGAUCUCAACGUCAUGUGGAAUGUUAGCGAAGACUCUGCGCGGUGGUUGAAACAGGAAAUCAAUCGCAUCAAGCGGAGUCAGUAG
Messenger RNA from Kwoniella shivajii, 1059 nucleotides. RefSeq lists its product as uncharacterized. Gene Ontology annotation, molecular function: CAAX-protein geranylgeranyltransferase activity. Lineage: Eukaryota; Fungi; Basidiomycota; Tremellomycetes; Tremellales; Cryptococcaceae. The record is from RefSeq and is a predicted model, not a curated record. The transcript is spliced from 8 exons. Gene Ontology annotation, cellular component: CAAX-protein geranylgeranyltransferase complex. Gene Ontology annotation, biological process: protein geranylgeranylation. Bases 1 to 1059 code for a protein of 352 amino acids.